This is a messenger RNA of Schistocerca americana (American grasshopper), 1761 nucleotides long. RefSeq lists its product as uncharacterized. The annotation marks the transcript as partial. The record is from RefSeq and is a predicted model, not a curated record. The transcript has 13 exons. Lineage: Eukaryota; Metazoa; Arthropoda; Insecta; Orthoptera; Acrididae.
AUGCCGGGCAUGCUGUUCGUGGUGUGCGUGCCGACAGCCGAGUACGAGCUGCGGCUGGCGGCCAAGGCGGGCCCCGAGCUCCGCCGCCUCGACGGGCCCACGCUGCGCUCGCGCCUGCCGCCGCCCGCGCCCCUCGGCCAGCUCCCCAUGGAGCAGGUAUUCUCCUCCAGUGUCUUUGCACUGUUGCCAAAGUUCUGGCAGCUGCAUAGCAAACCAUUCUUUGAGGGCACGCCGGCGCCACUGGUAGACUGCUCCAAGUUCGUUAUUGGUGGUGAACUUGUUACCCCACAUGACGUCUUUAUUGCGACGAAUAGGGCAUACUUGCUAGUACCCAGAUCAGGUGAAUAUGGAGGAUUUGUCAGCACAGUUUUGGAAGAUUUGCUGAAGAAAUUAGGCAUUGAACAUGUGGUCUGGUGCAAGGACAAGGUUGGCAAUUAUUUUGAGGUCUUCUUUCCCUUGGGGGCUGGAGAUCCAACAGAAAAUUGUUUGCAUUGUCUUACAGAGCUGGGUAUUGGAAAAAAACACAACUCAAUUGUGAGUGUUGUACCCUCCAAUGUUUUCUACCAUGGGAUGAAUGACGGGACAGCGGACUUUAAUCCAGAUGACACUGUUGGUGAAUUAAUACCCAAGAAAAACUGGAAUAAUUUUGUGCAAUCAGUUCGCUCAAAGCUUACUGUGAAACAGGUAGUUGACGGUGUAAGGAAUGGAGCAGAAUUAUCCUUUGAUUAUCUUUUAUUGGUGCUGACAGCAGACAUAAUUGCUGCCGUUGGCCUACUGGAGAACAACUCUGUCAACAUUGUAGCAGCUAUGCUUGUCUCGCCACUAAUGGGUCCUGUUAUGGCUAUGACUUUUGGUACAAUCAUAGCUGACUGGAAACUCUUUAAGAUUGGUUUACGCAGUGAAGCUAUUGGGUUACUUCUGUCUACACUGUUUGGAUUUAUUUUUGGCCUUCUACUUGGUACAACAGAAUCACCUUGGGGAUAUGGAGACUGGCCAACUGAAGAAAUGAAAGGCAGAGGGAACUAUCGUUCUCUUUGGGUUGGUGUAAUGUGGGCUUUACCUUCAGGGACUGGCGUUGCCUUAGCAUUACUUCAAGGCAGUGCUGGACCACUGAUUGGUGUUGCCAUUUCUGCAUCCUUGCUGCCACCAGCUGUAAAUUGUGGCAUUAUGUGGGCUCUAGCAUGUACUGUGGUGAAUGAUAAAAAUUACACAGUGCUAGUUCUCCAGGGUGAAGACCCAUCGCAGCCCAACUUCACAUCAGGAUAUGAACCACUAUAUUACGAUGACAGCAAAGCAAAAGAACUGUCUGUCAUGGGAAUUAUUAGUCUGUGUCUCACUUUAAUCAACAUUUGUUGCAUAUUUAUCUGUGCAAUACUUGUUCUGAAGGUGAAGGAGGUAGCUGCACCUUAUACAUCAUCACCAGACCUGCGAAGGUUUUGGGAACAUGAUAUACGGAUGGCUAGAGACGUUAAUAGAGGGACUGUGGAUGGUGCAAACACAACAAAUUUCAGGAAUACUAACAAAGAGUUUAUGGAUGGCCUUAACAAACUGCCACCAGAGAAUUUGGGUGCAACACUGGAAGCAGCUGUUCGAGAAGCAAUGGAUGACCCUACUUUCCGCAAAGUAAAAAGACUCAGCUACUCACGAACUGCAGCGGAUCAAGUUACUCAUUCGCUUGGGAUAGGCAGUACCAACAAACGUCGCAGUCAUGUAAGUGGGGAUCCAGAAACACCAUUCAGUGACCCUGCUACACUGGACCAG